This is a messenger RNA of Pocillopora damicornis (cauliflower coral), 1919 nucleotides long. RefSeq names its product tRNA wybutosine-synthesizing protein 5. The record is from RefSeq and is a predicted model, not a curated record. NCBI's taxonomy places the organism in Eukaryota, Metazoa, Cnidaria, Anthozoa, Scleractinia, Pocilloporidae.
CCCAGAUCGCCAACCGUGUAAAUCAGGAAGAAAGUAACGCUAAUGAACCCUUGAAAUACACUUUCAGCAUUCUUCGACUCUUCUUGUCGUCUUUCCCGACUGGUUCACCUUCCCAGGGUAGUCAGGCGACUUUUGAUUGCAAAAUGUUUUCGCACACGUCGAAGAAACGAAUUUAAGCCCACUCCAUAAACGAAGAAUUGCAACAGCAUGCGGAGCUUGAGUAUGACGGGAUCACGAACAGAAAUCUACUUUGCUAUAUCGUUUGUGUUUGUCGCCACGUUUAACGCCAGUCAAGGUAAUUUAGAGGGACAUCUUGAGCCAUUAUUCUCACACGGCAAGAGGCUUGAGGUAGAAGUUUACGAUGGGUUUCCAACAGCGGAAGAAUUCUUCAGAAGAUUUGUUGAUGUUGAAAAACCUGUUCUUCUCCGCGGCGCAGCGCGACUAUUUCCAGCCUUUUCUUUAUGGAAUGACGAAUAUUUUCUUUCCUAUACCGAGAGUGAGGAACUUUUAGUUACAGUGGAAGUUGACAAAAAAGAGAAUCGUUCAGCUCCUGGGGAAGAUUUAUCAUUUGCAGACUUUGUACGCGAUAUGCACUCUUCAGGGAAAUAUAUGAUAAGUUCAGUCCCUGAAUUUUUGAGGAAGGAUAUACUUUUGCCAUUUCCAAUAGCUUGUCAUGAUAUUACACAAGGAAACCUUGUUCACGAAAUUUUGUGGUUCAGUAGUGGAGGAACCAAGUCUGUCCUUCACAAUGAUCAUGCAGAAAAUAUCAUGUGUGUGUUUAAGGGAACCAAAGAAUUCUUCUUGAUAGAUAGGGAAUAUCAGGAGCAGGUAAAUGUGACAGAACGUGGAUAUUCUGAAGUAGAUGUGGACAGGGUGGACCUGUUCAAGUAUCCAGGACUUCACAAAAUAGAACAUCACUUUGCCUUCAUUGAGCCUGGUGAUUGCCUUUAUGUUCCGUUUCUUUGGGUUCAUUAUGUGCGGUCUUAUGACCUCAACAUGGCUGUCAACAUUUGGUGGAGGCAUGGGGUAAAAGUGAACUUCAGAAACUGUGACACAGAACUGGGAACAACCAUCGAAGAUUUGACUUUUAUUGGGUUUGGAGCACUUCACGAUGCCCAGGAAAAGUUGAUCAGAAACCGUUUAUUCGAGGCAGUUAAGUUACGUGGUGACAACAUUUCACUUAAAGGACUUCAAGGGUUCUUUACACAACCAGAUGUUUUAGGCCAUGAUGUGCACUGGUCGGAAGAAAUGUAUAACGUCUUGCAGAAACUCUUCAGUGUCUUGGACCGGACACAAGAUGAUAAGAUAACGUCCGACGACCUGAGUCACUUGCAUCAAGAGGAUUGGGAACACGUUCGCGUGUUGGUAACUGAUUUGACAGAUUUAUCAAUGGCGGAAAACGACAUGAGGGAUGAAGAGAUGAUUUCUGAAGCUGAACAAUUUGGAGAAGCGAUCGAGGAUGAAUCCGAUUUACAUACGGAACUAUGACAAAAGUACUAAGUAAAAUUUUCAAUUUGAACCAGCUCUGAGAUUCAGGAAACUUUUCGCCCUAACAUAGCAUUCGUAUGCUCCACACUGUCCUCUUUACAUUCCUGUGGUACUGACAGGGAGAAUUUGUUUGACAAUCAGGAGCUUCUAAAAUUUGCGAUCAUUUUCUUUGUUCUUUUUUUAUUUUAAGAUUGAUACUGUAAGGAGAGUUAAGAGGCAGGAUCUUCUCUUAAGAGUUAAAGGAUAAGGAGUAAAUUAGGACUUUAUUAAAGGAAAAAACUAAGUGAAUUAAUAACUUAAAAUAGCUGAUGAAUGAUUGAAUGGUAAAUGAAUGAAAGACUAAUUGCACUGAUAUCUCUGUUUAAGACAUGAUCACUUAAAUGUUUAACCCCUUAAACUUUCAUAUCUUUAUCUGAAAGAAAGAUUUUGAA